This is a messenger RNA of Trichoplusia ni (cabbage looper), 803 nucleotides long. RefSeq names its product DPH3 homolog (gene Dph3). Bases 262 to 513 code for a protein of 83 amino acids. Gene Ontology annotation, molecular function: metal ion binding. The record is from RefSeq and is a predicted model, not a curated record. Gene Ontology annotation, biological process: protein histidyl modification to diphthamide. The transcript has 3 exons. Lineage: Eukaryota; Metazoa; Arthropoda; Insecta; Lepidoptera; Noctuidae.
UUGACACUUUGAUUGGCGUAUCAGUUCCUGUAGCGGUUCAGAAAUAAGUGAUGAAUAAUAUAGGAAAGUAAUAUCAACCAAAGAUAUCGUUUUAUAAAAGCAACCUUAUAACUUGCAAUAUUAUUAUGAUUCGUUUUUAAAACGUUUGUGGAUGCAAGUACUUCAACUGUCCAUUUCAGCUUUACCAUAUCGUGUAUAAACGUGCAAUGUGCGUCGUAUUUGUAAGUCAAGUGUUAGCAAUCAACUUUAAAAUUAAACACAAUGACGAUAUUUCACGAUGAAAUAGAAAUUGAAGAUUUUGAAUACGAUGAAGAUGACGAAAUGUAUUAUUACCCAUGUCCUUGCGGCGAUAGGUUUCAAAUAAGUAAGGAGGAAUUGAUGGCUGGUGAAGAAGUUGCAACUUGUCCAAGUUGUUCCCUUGUAGUGAAGGUUAUAUAUGACCUAGAAAAGUUUAAAGCUGAGGCAGAGGAGUUGUGCAAUGAAGAAGGUGAUAAGGAAACUGUGAAGGCCUAAGGAAUCUAGAAAUGAUAUUUCUGGCAAAUAUUGGCGAUUCCAGUUAGCAGGUGCUAACACUUGGAGUCCUGUGAUGUAAUGUGAUGAUACUGUAGAAUAUAAAUAUAAUUGUGAGCUAUCAAGAUAUUAAAACUUGUUUGUUAUUCUAAGCAUGCCUCUGAGCUCACUUAGUGUUUGUAAUGUAACCAUCAUGUGUGCGAUCAUAGAAGAUAUCUCAUUGUACUAAAUUUAAUAAAGGGAAAUAAUUAUUCUAAACACCAGAGUAAAUACUAUAAAUGAAAGUCAAUCAA